Messenger RNA from Solea senegalensis (Senegalese sole), 2632 nucleotides. RefSeq names its product CXXC finger 4 (gene cxxc4). Gene Ontology annotation, molecular function: methyl-CpG binding; zinc ion binding. The coding region runs from base 623 to 1492 and encodes 289 amino acids. Lineage: Eukaryota; Metazoa; Chordata; Actinopteri; Pleuronectiformes; Soleidae. Gene Ontology annotation, cellular component: nucleus. The record is from RefSeq and is a predicted model, not a curated record. The transcript has 3 exons.
UGCUUCCUCACCUCAGCACCAAUCAGCCACACACAGCGACAGGAGACGCGGACUGAGCAGAGACCAGGCAGACACACACGCGCACACACACACACACACAUACACACACACACCACCAUCAUCAUCACCAUCACCAUCAACAACAACACAACCUACGGAUCAAGAGGAGAGAGGACGCGUCUAAUCCGCUCUGCGAACUCUUUUCCGCGACACCUUUUUGGGCUUAUUCAUGCACUUUUUUCUGACCUUCUUCCCUCGCUUGUGACAAGAAAGUGGAUCAAAAUGGUUCUUUUGUUUUGAGCGCUCUGAGCACACGCGCUCACACACACGCGCGCGCACACACACACACACACACUAACAGUCGUCGUGCUCUCCUCCGGCAGCCUGCGUCUGUGCGUCUUCUCGCAUCUUUUCCCAUUAUUUCCCUCCACGUCUCGCCUCGCAGUGAUGUGCCGUCACACGGUCGCAGGCUGGUAGCAUCUUGGGAGCUCUUCUCAACAGGAACCUGCACUGGAGGCGACAAACCAAGAUGAUAGCGCACCGUUCGUAAACUGCUGUAGCUCAACAACGGCCUCCAUCACGUCACUGUCUCUCCUCGAACACUGACCACUAUUUGUCAGCCAUGUCUAACAUAAACACUGCACUUUGCAUUGAAAAUGUACAGAAUGCAGAUGUGUCUCUCUUACAAAAGGAUAAUCUUCAGGAUGGUGGAUUAAGCCAGCUUUUGGAUUAUAACGCUGAAAUGGAAAGGUACAGGUCUUUUGCAAACUUUUAUAAAGCCAAUGGGGCAUUUCCACAGACUGCCAAGAUUGCCCGCAUCACGACGCCCAUUUUCCCCAGUGCUAGAAUUGGCAUGUCCCCUUGGAACUGCGAUAACGCCAUGCUCUGGGGAAGGAAAUCAGCGGCAAUAAACCCUAAUAGGACCAGCAUGCAUAGAAAUGACUCCCAGAGGCCGGGGAAGCCUGGCGUGCCGCCAGAGACGCUGCAAAUGGCAAAUAAUAAUUUCCUCUCUACCUUAUCCCCCGAACACUGCAGACCUUUAGCAGGAGAAUGCAUGAACAAGCUGAAAUGCGGCGCUGCUGAAGCAGAGAUAAUGAAUCUCCCAGAACGCGUUGGAACUUUUUCUGCUAUUCCGGCUUUAGGGGGCAUCUCAUUACCUCCCGGGGUCAUCGUCAUGACAGCCCUUCACUCCCCCGCAGCCUCAGCAGCCGUUACAGACAGUGCGUUUCAAAUUGCCAAUCUGGCAGACUGCCCACAGAAUAAUUCCUCGGCAUCCAGUGGAAACCCAGCGAAGAAGAAAAGGAAAAGGUGUGGGGUCUGUGCACCCUGCAGGCGUCUAAUCAACUGUGGUGUCUGCAGCAGUUGUCGGAACCGCAAAACGGGCCACCAGAUCUGCAAAUUUAGGAAAUGCGAGGAGCUGAAAAAGAAGCCAGGCUCAUCGCUGGAGAGGACACCGGUCAACAGUGGCGAAGCUUUUCGGUGGUUCUUUUAGAGAAGCGAGCCACGGCCGCUCCCGUCCAGCGAGAGGACAGGUGGGAUUCUUGACUCUCUGCCAGGAGCACUUCUUCGGUUCACAGAACCCAGUGCACUCGACACAUUUGGAGAGGACGAGAGAAGAAAAAGGGAAAAGGGGACAGACAAAAAGAUAAAUGAAAACAUAAUGGUGUUGUUUAAACUCUGUAAUUUCCUUUUCCGUGUAAUUAUUGUACCUUUUGACAGUAUCAUAAUGUAUAUUUUUGGUGUCUAUGAAUGUUUUCAGUGUUGUGGCUGUAGUUUCACAGCCAAUCCCGUGUAAAGGACUCACACAGACAAUCAUACAAUCAUCCGGAAUCUGUCAAAAACAGAGGAGGCCACAAGGAUUGAUGACAUCACAAAGCGCCACAAAAACUACACUCUGGAGCAAUAAUCUAUUCUGUUGAUUAUUCUUCCACUUUAAGAUUUUUUGAUUUCUUUUUUUCAAACUCUUCAUCUCCCUUUUAUGAAGCUAAUUCACCCUCUUGUUUUGUCUGUUAUUCAAACUGAAAACCACCAUAUUGAAAUGGCAGUGUGAUGUGUCACGCUGAGAGCAACAGUGUGAUGAAUGGCAGCAGUGCUUCUGUGAUGGGCUCGAUGUUUGAGUGGACUCACUGCCAUACAGGGCAUAUUGUCUUAUGUGGUGAGUCGCUCUUCUUUAAAAUCUACUUUUGUCCAUUUGACUGUGACAGGUUGAAGGUCAUACUUUUAAAGAUGGUUAAGGGACAUGUUUUUGUUUUGCUCUUAUACUUUAGCUAUCAAACCUUUUGGUUUCAGUUUGGAUCUCUUAAGGUGGUUAACUGUCUAAAAGGUAGGGAGCAAUGCCAGUAAAGCAGCUGUAGGUUUUUGAAAACAUUGAAAUUAGGAUUAAUUACAGAAUACUCUACGUAUUUAAUAUGUCAGAUGUUGUUCUGGAGCUAACCUCCCCUGCAGAGCAAACGGCAGUCCUUUCUCCUAUAAAUUAAUGUUAAAACAUUCCAAAAAUUAAAAUUAUUCAAUAAGUUACUCAUUGUCUUAAACCCUAUUGUUGCAUGUGUAAAUGUGUUUUGGUUUUAAAGAUUACUAAGAAUUUGUAUAUUGUUGUUGUGAUGCUUUUAUGUGUUCAAAUAAAAAAAAACAU